Molecule: messenger RNA, 3285 nt
Organism: Gopherus evgoodei (Goodes thornscrub tortoise)
Lineage: Eukaryota; Metazoa; Chordata; Testudines; Testudinidae
Gene: BNIP3
Product: BCL2 interacting protein 3
Exons: 6
Coding region: 342-959 (205 amino acids)
Biological process (GO): mitochondrial outer membrane permeabilization; positive regulation of apoptotic process
Cellular component (GO): mitochondrial outer membrane; nucleus; mitochondrial envelope
Source: RefSeq, a predicted model, not a curated record
CUGCAGCUGCUGUUGCUUGCUCGCUCGGAGCAUCCAGCUUUUGCGUUUUGUUCCCAGCAGUUCCCGAGCUCGCCGGGCAGCCAGUGCACCAGCCAGCGUUACAGGGGCAAAGGGGGAGGAAUGUGAUGACAACCAAUCAGGGUGGCCCGUUCCCUCGAGACGUCAUAAUCAUAAACAAAGCCCCGAACCUGCAGCAGCGGCAAUAACAAUAACAGACUGUGUCAGCUGCUAGGCAGUCGGCGGUGCGUACGUGGCCGCAGUCAGCAGCAGCGUCGGGAGAGAGCAGGCAGCGAGGGCAGGCUGAAAAUAGAAACGCUCCUGCCUAGAAGAAACCAGAGACAAUGUCGCAGGGCGAGGGGCUCAGCCUACAAGAGGAGAAUUUGCAUGGUUCCUGGGUGGAGCUGCACUUCAGCAGCAAUGGCAAUGGUAACCCUGUCCAGCCAACAAGCCAAGAGCAAGUACCAGACUCUAUUUCUAUUUACAAUGGUGACAUGGAGAAAAUACUCCUAGAUGCCCAGCAUGAAUCCGGGAGAAGCAGUUCAAGAGAAAGCUCACGCUGUGAUAGCCCUCCUCGUUCCCAGACACCUCAAGACAUUAACAGAGCUUCUGAAGUGGAGACUCACAGCAGUGGAGAAAAGAAUAGCUCUCAGUCCGAAGAAGAUUUUCUUGAAAGAAGAAAAGAAACAGAAAGGCUCUUGCAGAAAAAUUCAGACUGGAUAUGGGAUUGGUCCAGUAGGCCUGAGAACAUCCCACCAAAGGAAUUUCUCUUUAAACACCCUAAACGUACUGCAUCUCUCAGCAUGAGAAACACAAGCAUGAUGAAGAAAGGGGGCAUAUUCUCAGCAGAAUUUUUAAAGGUUUUUCUCCCAUCUCUGCUUCUCUCUCAUUUGCUUGCCAUAGGGCUAGGGAUUUAUAUCGGAAGACGUCUGACAACCACAACUACAACCAGCACCUUUUAAAGGGAGAAUAAAAUUUGGUCAGACUCAAAGCAAUGAGAAUAUCCAUCUAGGAGUACAAAUGGUGAAUGGCAGGAACUUCUGAGCUUGUGAUAGCUACAUAUCCUUGCUGUUCUGUAAACGUGUUCCUCCUUUAGUAGUAGAUGGGGGACAAGAAAUACUGAAGCCAAGCUAUCAUAAAUAAUUUUUUAGAUCAAUUUAUAAAGCAUGUUUCAGAUUGAUUAAUAUCUGCUGUAAUGCUUGGUAGCAUUAAAACCCCCUCAGUGUUAAAAAAUAAACUCUUCACUUUCACAUAUUGGUUGUGAUGCAGCUAGGAAUUCAUUUAAACCAUUAGUUCUUUAUAUUUCUGAAAAAGUGAGUAUUGUCAUUAUUGAAGUGUGGCCUUAUAUAUAUGCUUUUAGAGAAUCUUGUGACUUAUUUGAGGUGACUCAUCAUUUUCUUAAGAUUUUGAUUAGCAAUUUUGCAUAGGGGAGACACGAAAUGUUAAGACACGUUUUAGAUGCUCAGCUGGUACAUAAGAGUGUAGCUUCAGUGGAACUGUGCUGACUUAUAGCAGCUCAGAAUUUGGCCUACAAGAGCCUCAAUUAAAAUUUUGACCUCAGUGCCUAAUGAAUGAUUUCCUUUUGCAGUGCUCUUUGUUUGUCGCUUAAUUAAACUUCCUCUUGUUCUUGCAAAAUAUCGCUUUAAAACUAAGUGUUUUUUGAUUUGACAAUAAAAAAAAAGUACAUUUCCAUUCUAAAUUGGCCUAUUUAUUUCCAUUAUAAAUCUGAAGGAACAGCAUAACUUGCUAUGUAUACUAAUGGAACUCAUUUUGAUUCAAGAAUUUUAUCUUACUGUAAUAAGGAAAAAGGAGGAUUUUAUUUUUUGCCAAAUUCAUCGGAGGCCUUAUGUAUUUUUUAAUAAAACUUGUGCAUUCACAGUUGUUUCCCCUUUUUAAAAAAAUGUUUAAAACCAAUUUCUGAAAGCUGUUUAAAAGGUAAGGGCUCUCUUUUGGAACGUUUCACUGUUUUUUUCAUACCUAAUUCAUCUGUCUUACCACAAAUAGCAAAGAAAGGUUUACUUAAAAUGAUUUCAUGAUUCAUCCUUAGAUAUGAAUAACUCUGAACUAUUAACUGAUUAAAAUAAAUUCUCAAGUAGAAACAACUGAAAAGCACAGUCUUUCAUUUUACAUACAUGAUAUCUGCACAUACAGAUUUGACUUUGUUUUGUGAUAACAUCGUUUAAAAAUAAAUUUGCUUUGAGCAUUGAUUUUCUCCUUAUCAUUUGGCAAACAGACUUCUAUCUUUUAUUCUUGGAAUGGAACAGAACUUAACAUGGCUGUUUACAGCAGCUCCAUGACUGUACACAGUGGGCACCUGUGAAACCUCACUAUGUUUAUGCCCCAUCACCAACAAUGUCAUCACAAUUAUGGGGAUAGUUUGCUGUAACAAAGGCAGGAAGUGGCACUCAUCACCUAGCCCCUGAUCUUGCAGACAGUUACACGUGUUUAUCUUUACACAUGAGUAGUCCUUCAGGGAUCAGUGAGAUUCUACAUGUGUAUGAAGUUAAGUACGUGCAGGAUCAAGACCUGUUUUGUACUGUAUUUUUUACAUUUUUCAACUGUGGAUUUCUAGGAUUUCAUUACUUUUGGAAUAAUCUUUCCCAUCAAACUGUAAGCAUUUGAAAAUAGAUUCCGUUUGAAGCCAUGAUUUUACUCUAUAUAGCCCCAGAUGAGUUUUGUGUUGGCUGAUGCCUGCACCCAUGCAGAGUUCAUUCCAUGAUUGGGAGCCAGAGUCAUGAGGAGUAAUAACUGAUGUUUUUUAUUCAACAGCUUUCCCCCAGGCAAAUUAUAGACCGUUAUUUCGACAUUUGAGUGGCUAUCAGAUCAAGUGUACAAGAAAAACAUUCAUUUUAGUGUAAAACACCAAUUAUUUUUUGUAAUUUUUAAAAACGGAAGUGAGCACCAGUAGAGUUUGGUUUAAUUUUUAGUAGUAAAUAUCAAAUACAUUUAUAUUCUUCAAAUGGCAGGGUUGGCUUUUUCCCCCCUAUAAUCAGUGUGUGCACGUGUGUGUCACAUUUUUAUGUAACAAGCUUGUAGAACUGCCCUUUUUCAAUUGUGUUAGAUUGAUAUUUCUUGUUAAAAAUGUAGUGCAUUGGAAGUUCCUUGUUUUUAAAUAUAUUCUGGUAUAAUUAGAGCAAUAUUUUUAAGAAGUUUAACAGAAGCUGUGAAAUGCAUUUUAGAGGGACUUCCUGGUACCAUUGAAGUAAUACUCAAUUAAACAUUACCAUAGUAGAUUGUGACAUAUCACUUGUAAGAAAAAUACUAACCAUUAAUAAAAGGAAGGAAAUA